Callorhinchus milii (elephant shark) is the source of this 3038-nucleotide messenger RNA. RefSeq names its product ralA binding protein 1 (gene ralbp1). The transcript has 10 exons. Gene Ontology annotation, biological process: endocytosis; positive regulation of GTPase activity; small GTPase-mediated signal transduction. Gene Ontology annotation, molecular function: GTPase activator activity; small GTPase binding. Gene Ontology annotation, cellular component: membrane. The coding region runs from base 198 to 2150 and encodes 650 amino acids. Lineage: Eukaryota; Metazoa; Chordata; Chondrichthyes; Chimaeriformes; Callorhinchidae. The record is from RefSeq and is a predicted model, not a curated record.
UGCGCUGUGAGUGGCCGCCGCCCCUCCUCCGCUCACAGGGAGCGAGCGAGCGAGAGAGAGAGGGAGAGGGAGAGAGAGAGAGCCAACCCCCGGCGGCGCUCGGUAUGUGGCGGCUCCCGAGCUGAGGGCACCGUGAGCGGCUGCUCUGAGGAGAGGUGUUAUGGACAGGUAAACGAGAACAAUUCCCAAGAGCAACAAUGACUGAAUGCUUCCUGCCACCAACAAGCAGUCCGAGUGAACACCGCAGGGCUGAACAUGGCAGUGGGCUGGCCCGGACACCCAGCUCCGAGGAGAUCAGUCCAACAAAGUUCCCUGGACUCUACCGUACCGGUGAGAACUCUCCGCCUCAUGAUGGGCUGCACGAGUCUGCUGACAUUGUGUCCGAUGACGAAAAGGAACACGGAAAGAAAAAAGGAAAAUUUAAAAAGAAAGAAAAACGGACCGAGGGAUAUGCGGCCUUCCAAGAGGACAGCUCGGGUGACGAAGCAGAGAGUCCGUCAAAGAUGAAGAGGCCAAAGGGCAUUCAUGUCUUCAAAAAGCCGAGUUUCUCCAAGAAGAAAGAAAAGGACUUUAAAGUCAAAGAGAAGCCAAAGGAAGAAAAGCACAAAGAAGAGAAACAUAAAGAAGACAAACACAAGGAGAAAAAGUCCAAAGAUUUGACAGCGGCCGAUGUUGUGAAGCAGUGGAAAGAGAAAAAGAAAAAGAAGAAACCUGCUGUAGAGCUGGAAGUUGUGCAGGUGGAAAUUCCCUUUUCCCUCAGGCCCAUCUUUGGAGUCCCGCUAACUGAGGCUAUAGAGAGGACUAUGCUGUACGAUGGGAUCCAGUUGCCAGCGGUUUUUCGCGAGUGCAUUGACUACAUUGAACGUUUUGGCAUGAAGUGCGAGGGGAUUUAUAGAGUAUCAGGUACCAAAUCAAAAGUUGAUGAAUUGAAAAUCGUGUAUGACCGAGAGGAGUCUCCGAAUCUGGAGGAUUAUGACGCAAACACAGUGGCCAGCCUACUGAAACAGUACCUCCGUGAACUGCCUGAACACGUCCUCACCAAGGAGCUCUUGACACGGUUUGAGGAUGCUUGUGGGAAGGGCACGGACUGUGAAAAAGUGCAAGAGUGCCAGCGGCUAGUGAGAGAACUGCCCAAGACUAAUUACCUCCUUGUUUCUUGGCUUAUCAUCCACAUGGAUCACGUCAUUGCUAAAGAGAGUGAAACGAAAAUGAACGUCCAGAAUAUUUCCAUUGUUCUUAGCCCCACUGUUCAGAUCAGUAAUCGUGUGCUGUACAUAUUUUUCACUCAUGUCAAAGAGCUGUUUGGAGACAUGGAGUUGAAGCCGGUGAUAAAACCCCUUCGUUGGUCCAAUGUGGCAACGAUGCCGGCCUUGCCUGAGACCCAGGAGACCAUCAAGGAAGAGAUUCGACGACAGGAGUUCCUGCUUAAUUGCUUGCACAGAGACCUACAGGCUGGCAUAAAGGACUUAUCCAAAGAGGAGAGGCUGUGGGAGGUGCAGCGAAUUUUAACAGCACUAAAACGCAAGUUCCGGGAAGCAAAAAGGCAGGAAUGUGAAACGAAGAUAGCCCAAGAAAUUGCUAGCCUUUCCAAGGAGGACGUGUCUAAGGAAGAAAUGAAUGAGAAUGAAGAAGAAGUCAUUAAUAUUCUACUGGCUCAGGAGAAUGAAAUCCUGACGGAACAAGAGGAGCUGGUGACAAUGGAGCAGUACCUGCGGCGACAGAUUGCUACCGAAAAAGAGGAAAUUGAACGCCUGCGAGCUGAGAUUGCAGAAAUUCAGAGUCGCCAGCAGCAGCAUGGUCGCAGCGAAACUGAGGAAUACUCCUCAGAAAGUGAGAGCGAGAGUGAAGAUGAAGAAGAGCUGCAGCUCAUCUUGGAAGAUCUUCAACGUCAGAACGAAGAAUUGGAAGUAAAGAACAACCACCUGAACCAGGCGAUCCACGAUGAACGAGAGGCCAUUAUUGAACUGCGAGUGCAGCUUCGACUGUUACAGAUGCAAAGACUGAAACAAGAGACUCAGGAAGACGGAGACGAACUUGCAAAAGGCAAUGCUGCUCCUCAGCAGCACAGGGACAAUGUGGCUGAGACCAAGGUUGUGAAGGAAGCAUUGAAGCCCUCUCCAAAUAAAGAUCGUAAGGAGACUGCAAUCUAAAGAGCUCUGUGCAACUUGCACAAAUGCAUUGCAGACGCACUUAACUCUGACCAGAAAGCUGUACAAGCAGUGAACUGUAACAAUUCUUAUCCUUUUCUACAGUUUAAUUUUUGGUGAAUAAAGUUACAAUACCUGAAGUAUGACAGAUAAAAGCCAUGAGGUGAAUGGUGUUGGUAAGCACAGAGAAAUAUUGAGUUUUUUUUAAAUGGAAAUAUGGGUUUUUGUCUCCUUAUGAAGGACUGUGAACAGUCUCUAGGCCACUUUUUUUUUCUUUUGCAAUUAUGCAUGUGGAAAGUACUUUAUUUUAAAUGGAAUUUUCCCUAUAAAAAAAUCUAUAUAUUUCUAGCUGAGGAUCAGACAGUGCCAGGGAUGUUCAGGGUCGAGGCCUUUUAAGAAACUUAAUACUAAAUACAAAUGAGUGAUUAACUAUGAAUUGUUACCCAUGAGCAGAGUUGGUAAUGUGUGUGUGGUUGUCAGUAACCUGUCUUUUUUUAAAACUGUCAGUAUUUAUCAUUAAUUAAAUGGUUGGCUGUUUGCUUAGAUGUUACAAUGAUACCAACCUGAAAUUUAGAUUGUCCUGGACUUCUGAUAACUCCUGCUUUUGUACAGUUGUUUGCACUGAUCCAUAAUUUAAAAUAAAAGUAAGAAAAUGCCCAUGAUGUGUGCAUGCACAAAGCCCUUUGUCGGGAACAGGCCAGAGCUGCUUGUCCUCAGAAGCACUCGGUUUCACGGUGCAGUUAUGGUUUUCAAUGUCUCUGAAGUGCCAUUUUGCUGCCACUAAUGAUAGUGACUGAAGAGCAUUUCAACUUGUCAAUCUACCUUCCUAAGUCCUGUGUAAUAGGUUCAGUUUAACUGCUGAAUAAAACACCUUUAUUUGUUCUCAGCUUA